AUCUGUCAAACGACGUACCACAGCAGCAAGCGAAAGGUGAAGACGCGCGCGGUACCCCUGAUACGCAGAUACGUUUUCCACACAGUUUGUUUUUCCCCCGAAGGUUUCCCAUUGUUUUCCGCACGCUUGUCCGCACCCGGCAGUCCCAAUGUCCAAGGAAGCGGAAGCGAUUCGCGUCGACAAGGAGCUCGACCUGUCGAACGCGGGUCGCGGCGUGUGGCUGGUGAAGGUGCCGAAGUACAUUGCCAACAAGUGGGAAAAGGCACCGGGCAACAUCGAGGUGGGCAAGCUGAAGAUUUCCAAACAGGUCGGCCAGAAGGCGCAGGUGUCGCUGACGCUGUCCGACGCGGUCAUCAACAUCGAUCCGGCCGAGGAGAUACCGCGCGACCACCGGCUGGACGUGUCGGUCGUGACCAAGCAGACGCUCGGCGUGUUUUCGCACGCCGUUACGACCACGCGGGACGAUCCGGUGCCGGAGUGCGAGAAGCAGUACAUGGAGGGCCGGAUCGUGCAGAAGCUGGAGUGCCGCCCGUACGCCGACCACUGCUACAUGAAGAUGAAGCUCGAAUCGAUCCGCAAAGCGUCCCAGCCGGCCCGGCAGGUGAAGUCGCUUGAGAAGAUCGUGCACAACUACAAGCCCGUCUCCGACCACAAGCACAACAUCGAGGACCGGGAGCGCAAGAAGGCGGAGGGCAAGAAGAGCCGGGACGACAAGAACGCCGUGCUCGACAUGCUGUUCAACGCGUUCGAGAAGCACCAGUAUUACAACAUUAAGGAUCUGGUGCGCAUUACGCGGCAACCGAUCAGCUACCUGAAGGAGAUACUGAAGGAGGUGUGCGACUACAACAUGAAAAACCCGCACAAAAACAUGUGGGAGCUGAAGAAGGAGUACCGGCACUACAAGGAGGACGACAAGAAGGACGACGACACGACCAAGGACACGAUGUCGGACAGUGAUAGCGACUGAGGUGGAUGUGAUAUGGCGCUUUCCGUCUGGCGUUAACGCGGGUACGCGGCCGGACAAGCUGCUGCGAACUGAUGCACGAUGUUUAUUCACGCGGUUAUUUAACAUAAAUACACAAACAAAAUGGGGCUAAAAAAGAAGUAGAGCAUUUUCCAAACCUGA
Anopheles coluzzii is the source of this 1126-nucleotide messenger RNA. RefSeq names its product general transcription factor IIF subunit 2 (gene TfIIFbeta). Lineage: Eukaryota; Metazoa; Arthropoda; Insecta; Diptera; Culicidae. Gene Ontology annotation, biological process: transcription by RNA polymerase II; transcription initiation at RNA polymerase II promoter. The record is from RefSeq and is a predicted model, not a curated record. The transcript has a single exon. Bases 149 to 967 code for a protein of 272 amino acids. Gene Ontology annotation, cellular component: transcription factor TFIIF complex.